Molecule: messenger RNA, 876 nt
Organism: Fusarium sp. VM40
Lineage: Eukaryota; Fungi; Ascomycota; Sordariomycetes; Hypocreales; Nectriaceae
Source: the annotation of a GenBank genome assembly
AUGUCGUACUCCCUCCGCGGUAAGCACUGCAUCGUGACCGGGGCCACCGGCUCAAUCGGCUUCCGUAUCGCGGCCGCCUUCGCAGAGCAGGGCUCCGUCGUAUCGCUCGUCAGCCGGUCCGCGCCUGAUGCCCGAGCCAAACUUGAGCCGCAGCUCGUGCCUUUCAAGCCGGACCCGGACACGUAUGACUCCGAGGAUCCGCCUCCGUCAGCCCAUCGCUUCUUGCAUCUGGAUGGCACAAGACCUGUCGCGUUCCAGGGCUUCUUUGGCGCCACUGCUGGCCGCGCCGAUAUUCUUGUCAAUUGCGCUGGCAUCAGUCAAACCUCCUUCUUAAGGAGGACUUAUGACAGUGACAUCACAAAAAUCCUUGAAACUAACCUCAGGGCCACAAUACUCGCCUGCAAAUACGCCAGGAUGAAACACAAUGGCAUGUAUAAUACUGCUUACCUUCAACUACAUUAUCUCACACUAAUUCUCCAAGGAUGCAUUAUCAACAUCUCAAGCCUUAUGGCGAAUAAAGACGGAGCUGGUGCUUCGGUGUACGCCGCUUCAAAAGCUGGCGUUGUCGCUUUCACCCGUGCCCUGACUACUGAGUUCAGGCCUCGAUCCAUUCGCGUCAACGCCUUGCUGCCAGGUUGGAUAGAGAGUCAAAUGUGGGACGGCGCCCUUCGCCCAUGUGAAAAGGAGGUGAAUGUUGAUGUGCAACACCCGGUUUUAGAUCUCCUGCCAAAUAUAAAAAACAAAUACCUCGAAGAGUGCCCUGCGCAUCGUGCAGGAACUCCUGAUGAGGUGGCUGACGCUACGAUCUUCCUGGCAAAGAAUCAAUUUGCCAAUAAUUGCGUCCUAAACCUUGAUGGUGGUUUAAGCGCUACAUAG